Molecule: messenger RNA, 6859 nt
Organism: Pristis pectinata (smalltooth sawfish)
Lineage: Eukaryota; Metazoa; Chordata; Chondrichthyes; Rhinopristiformes; Pristidae
Gene: dcun1d4
Product: DCN1, defective in cullin neddylation 1, domain containing 4 (S. cerevisiae)
Exons: 10
Coding region: 316-1113 (265 amino acids)
Biological process (GO): positive regulation of ubiquitin-protein transferase activity; protein neddylation
Cellular component (GO): ubiquitin ligase complex
Molecular function (GO): cullin family protein binding; ubiquitin-like protein binding; ubiquitin conjugating enzyme binding
Source: RefSeq, a predicted model, not a curated record
GUAGAAGGAUUAUGCGCUUACGUUUACUUCCAACGGAGGAUAGAACCGGACCGGGUAAUAAAUAACCCGGUGAAGCCCCUGCGCCAGAGCCGGAGGAGGAGGCGGGGACGGAGAGGAGCCCGCUGACCCCAAACACGCCCUUUGACAUUCCAGGUGGCCAAUCGAACGCCAGGCUGAGCAGCGAGCGGGAGAAGAGCCAAUCGCCUGGGCGCGGAGGCGGGACUUGCGCAGUUGCUGGCUGGCUGUCCCGGUCGGAGCGGCGCGGUUGUCCAGCGGCGGUUCGGUCCCCCCUCACUGCACUGAAAAUGCACGCGGAUGCAGUCAAACUUGACAGAAGACGUCGGCCAAGACGACCAACAAUCAGGAAAUCUUCGGUCUUGCAGUUGUCCCUCCGACUGCUGUAACAAGGGAAUGCCACCCAGGAAAAAGAGGAGACCUACAGUAGCAGAUGAUCUAACAGCUAAAAAAAGCAGGCACGAUGGCACCAUGUACAGGAAACAAGACUCGACUAGGAUGAAGCCUGAAGAAGAAGGGUUCUCCAGCAAGCGAUGCUUAGAGUGGUUCUAUGAGUAUGCAGGUAGUGAUGAUGUCAUAGGCCCUGAAGACAUGGAGAAAUUCUGUGAAGACAUUGGAGUAGAACCUGAAAAUGUGGUGAUGUUGGUGCUAGCUUGGAAACUGGAUGCCCAGAGCAUGGGUUACUUCAGUCUACAAGAAUGGUUGAAAGGAAUGACCUUAUUACAAUGCGACACAACUGAAAAACUGAGAAAUUCACUAGAUUACUUGAGGUCGUUGUUGAAUGAGCCCACAAAUUUUAAACUUAUAUACAGAUAUGCAUUUGAUUUUGCACGGGAAAAGGAUCAACGCAGUUUGGAGAUGAGCACUGCUAAAUGCAUGCUGGGACUACUUUUAGGAAAAACUUGGCCACUCUUCCCAGCUUUUCAUCAGUUCCUUGAGCAAUCCAAGUAUAAAGUGAUCAACAAGGACCAGUGGUGCAACGUGCUUGAAUUUAGCAGAACAAUUAACCUUGAUCUUAGCAACUAUGAUGAAGAUGGGGCUUGGCCAGUCUUAUUGGAUGAAUUUGUGGAAUGGUUUAAAGACAGACAGAUGUCCUAGCACUUUAAAUUCGGGAACAACAUCCAUAUUCAAAAUUAGCCAUAAAAGACCUAAGAAAACAGAUUCGAAAUGCGUUUUUGUUUUAUCCCCUCCCAAAAAAAUCUGACUUGCUGUAAGCAUUAAAUAUCUACAAGCACUUAAAUCCAGUAUCAAACUUUCUUCUGAGCCUGUUUUGUGUUUUUGUAAUGGGACUACAAUAAUGGUACAGCAAACCACACUGUGAUAGCUUGCUGUUGACUUUGUGAAUUGUGUUGUAAGCUGUUUCACGCAGAAAUCUUUUAAAGAUAAUUCGGAUGAAAAUUGUAUUAAAUGGUUAAAAGUCUUAGAUAAACAUUUGUUGAAAAGACUUGUUAACUAAACCAGUAUAUGUAUGCAUUUAGAACUGUUCUGUAUAGCUUGACUGAAUCUCAAGAUUACAUUAUUUUUAGAGUAUAAAUUGUAGGGACUGUGGUAUAACAAAAUUUUGAUUCGUUGCACCAAGCUGUAAUCUGUUGAAUUAAUGCAUCAUAAUGGGUUGCUUAAACCCUAAUUCUUGCCUUGUGUUUCCUGGCUAAUAGGCUGGGCUGCUUUUCUUUCUUGUUCUAUUUUGUAUAACUAGCUGCAAACGUUAAAUUGGGCACAGAACCUUGAUAGUGAUACCAAGUUUGCACAAUUUUAAAGUUAUUAGAAUGUGUGAAUGUCAGAUGUACAGACCAGCUAAUAUUCUGGUAUGUGUUCACAUCAGAAUCAUGUGAAUUGAUUUUUUUUCCCCUUUUUUUUAAUUUGUACUGGUCAAUGAAGAGAAAAGGACUGACUUGGUCUUUCUGGUUUUUUUUUUGUUAAUACAUUGUUGCAGGUCAGUUGCACUAAUGUAACUUGGCUUUGAUUUAAACAUUGGAUUAAGAUUAACAUGAAUUGUAACAUGAUGGUGUCAUUAAAGCUACUUUUUGACCAUGUCAGCAAUUUGUGCUUCUAAAGCAGGUGAUUUUCUAGUUUGCAUUUUUCUGUUGCCUUAGACAACCUCUACCAAAGAUGUUUAUUGCCUAUCUAGCCAUACGCAGAAAAGUAAUAAAAUCUGAAAUCCUUGUACUAUAACAAUUGACCUGUAUGCCAUAGUAACUGCAUCAUUUUUUUUUCUCAAAUUCCCAUGCAUUUGAAAAAUGGUGAAUUUUUAUGUGAUAUGGGGCACUGAUGAUGCAUUAUUGGUAGCAAUUUAAUUAUAAGGAGCAAGGCAUCCUUUUAACUUUUUUCAGCAUUGAUUAUGCUAUUAAGGCAAAAAUAUUAUUUGUUACAUGUGUAAGGAUUGGUCUUUCCCAAAAUAAACUUGCUCAUGUCAACUGUGAAUAGUAUUCUACAAAAAUGCAACAAUGUAGGUAAGGCAGUUACGGUAUACUAAAUUAAUUACUUUCAGUCAAGUUUAUCAACAAGAUGAAGUUAAUAGCACAGUCUUCAAAAGAUUAUUACCCGAAGUGUUUAUUUUGGACAAUAUCCUGUAUAUCAAAAUGCAGUCUUUUAAUAGGAACUUUUUGAAGUGUUAGGUAUUGUCAUCAUCCUUUUCCUUUCCAAAAACAUAUAAUGGAAAAUAAAGUUUCAUGAAUUUAUAACAUGAAACAAGGGCUGGUUGAUCUCCACUUUGAGGUUAAAAUAUUGCUAUGAUCAACAGGGAAUGCAUCAUCUGAUUUAAAGAUCAUUACAUGAAAAUGCAGUUUGAAGCGGCUGGUUGUUUAAUAUCGAAUCUUUUUUUGUAAAGCCUUUCCUUUUCCUCCUCUUCCCUUCUCUCUUCUCUUUCCAACCCCCCCCCAGAACCACAUACAGGCACGUGCACAUACAUACACACACCUUUUUUUGGACUGGAUCUAUUAUAAAGACACACUUUGCUUAAUGCACCUUUUACAUUGUAGUUGAUUACUAACUUUACUGGCUUAGUUUUCAGUCUUCCAGUAAUAUACAAACUACUACUUAAUGUUGACUUGGAACGUGACAUGCUCAUUAAGUUAUAGAUGCAUUUUAAAGGAUGUAUAUCAGUAUUAAACUGUGUAGUUUAUUGAAGCAUAAUUGAAGAAAAAUAUCACCUGCCAUUUAGAAUGGGCAGAGUUUUGGAAAUGUAGGCUUUAAUAUGAACUAUCUUGUAUGCUUAUUUUUCUUAGUUCUCCAUUUUUCUUCUGGAAUUGCCUGCAAAUAGUAUAAUCUUAACAAAACAAAUUGUAUUGGCUAAUACGCCAAUAAUAUGCAAAAUUCUUUGGUCAUUUCUAGCUGUAGUUAAAUUUACACUUUGAUUUAACUUCAUGUUGAAGUGGCAUAUUUUACAUUGAAAUUGGAUCAAUUACUGCAAUCCUAGUGUAAAAGGCACCUCUAGGGCACCUUUUUUUGUGAAGGUUAUGAACUAGUUGAAAUAGUUUUUUGGGUAUUACUGGCAAUUAAUGUCAUGAAGUGUCAUAUGUUUGGCAUUCAUCCAACACUGCCAGUCCAAAUUUUUCACUUAGAUCAUUUAGGCAAAUUAGCUAUUUAACAAUCUAGAUACAGUAAAAAUCUAUAAAUUUGCACUUUAUGGGAGCAUUUAAUUCAAUAAAUGGCAUGUGUGAAAAUGCCUGAAUUGCUGAGUCAUAGUACACUAACAUUUUUCAAGAAUGACUGUGCCCUUGUUUCACUGACUUGCACAUUGUAAAUUAUCUAAUAGUUUACACUGACAAAUGAAAUGUGGCAGCCUGUUGAUGAUUUGUGAUACCCAUUUUGCUGAUGGAUGAACUAAAUAUAGCUUUCACCAAUAUACCAUGAAUGUUGAUAAUUCAUUACUAAGAUUUAUAGAAUAUCACCUGUUUUAAUUUCCUUCCCCUCUCCAUAAAGUUCAGAAUGAGUCUUUGUAUGGAUCCCAAAAACUGCCUUAUAGAAUGAUGUAAUCUAUAUUAAGUAAUUUUUGUGAUGACUAAGCUGUUACAUUAUUUUCUCCUUGGACGAGUUCACAAAAUUGGGGAUGCUGUAUUUUAUUCUCAUAGAAAGGAUCUUUUAUCAAGCUUGUUUUUGUAUUCUUUGUCCUGUCACUGUAUGUAGGUAUAUAUUUUUUUUGGUGGUUCAAAUUAUUUGAAUAAUAUUGCUAAUAGGUUUAAAAUAUCAAAGUUCUGCGAUGUUUAGUCAAAAUCAAUGUAAAGCAUGUCUUGUGUACAACAGAACAGUUGUUCAAAUAAGUGGUGCUCCCACUCUUUAAGGUUUUAUAAUUUUAAAGUCUUCCUCAUUUGAAUAGUAAAAAAAUAACUUGUUGGGUGCAUUUUUUUGUAUGUUAAGCCAAGCUUUUUAUUUUUGUUAGCACACAGUAUCUGUAUUUACAUUAGUGUUAUUAAAUGUUGAUAAAGUUGAAAAGUUGAUGUUUCAAUUUGUUACAUUCAUAUAAAAUAGAAAGCCAAAGACCUUCUACCAAAUACUCCUUGAAAAGACAAGAUCACUCUUGAGGAAAAUAACACACUACAUAACCUAAACUGUAGAAGUGAUAGAAAAUAUAUUUUGGUAACAAAAAUAUCACUUUUUGAAAAAGGGUGAAAUUGCUUUGUGUUAGGCAAUGGUAUAAAUGCAUUACAACAGUUACAUCUAUUUCUGAUUUUUUUCAAAACUUUUUGGAGGAGAUAUUUGGUCCUUGCAGACCGAGCAGUAAAACUCUGUUAAUCUGGUAUGCUUCGACCUUUGGUGCUGGACAAGUAGGUUUUCUGGACUAUCAUAUGUUAAUCUAUUAAUAAUCCAAUACUUAAAUUGUUACAUAGUGGAAUAAGUUUUCCAGUGAACUCUUAAGGGGAAUGUGGGAAAUAACCAGGUGAGAGUAAAAGGAGCAUGGCAACUGGAAGCCCAGUGAGUGGAAGAGAAAUUUUUAAAUUAAACUUGUUAUAAGUUGUUUUCCUUCCUGGUAUUUCUAAAUUGAGUCAAUUAAAAAUUGAGACUUGCCUCUCCAUUGAAAUGAAUGAAUUUGAUGAAUUGUUGGCAAUCUAAUCUAGUGUAGAUACAGUAGCAGAUGCCAGUGGUUUCACAUAACAGCCAAGAGUGCAAGAAGUUCAUGCUUCCCAGCAGCAGACUGCAGUUGGUGAACCAAUGCAAGUGCUGCUGGAUUUGAGUUGAAUCAAGAGAUUCUGGCAAUUAUGUGGAACCACUGGUAUUUCUCAAGAAAAUCCUGGUCAACAAAAAUGAAUGUUGGCUUAACAAUUAAAUACAUUAAAGAAUCACCAGCAAUGUAUCAGUAAAUGAUGAAUGCUGAGAUUAGACCAGAUGGGACUGAAAUAUCAAACUUUUUUUCUCAAAAUAAAUGGUUUUAAUUUAAUGAUUAUAAUAAACUUUUGCCAACUUGACAAACUACCUGACUAUAGAAGGCCUAGUAUUGGAAUUUUAAAUCUCCUGUUGGACUUUGUGUGGCCAAGCAUAGGAUGUUUGGUGUAUUUUUCAGUGCAUUCACACCAGUUGGAGUGACUUUUUUUCUUUCCCACAAUGUGAAGUAAUUUGCAAACAGUGCUGCUGGUGGUAGCAUGCUGAAUUGGAGGAUUUCCAGACUCCAGAAAUGCAGAUCUUUAUACACAAGGGAAAAUAAAAAGCAACAGAUGAUUGAAUUCAAAGCUAUACUUGGAAAAACAUACUGAUUUGAUGAAGAAUAUUGUUGAUCUUUAAAUAGCUAUUUUACUAGCUAACCAGUUAAGUUGGUUGCAUUCUCUAUCUACUCUGAUUCAGUGCUGCUUUUCAGUGUCAGAACAUCAAUGCAUAAAAAGGAUAUUGUAUACUUGAGUGUAUAGUUUGGGCGCAAAGCAAUAUGAACAUUUUGUUUUAAUACCACAUCUUCAGAACUGUUUGUACAAUAUGCAUUGGUGCUUCAUUUGGUGAUACUGCAAAACUAGGCCCAUACAAAACUGGAAUGUCAACUAAUUCAUUCCAUGCAGUGAUACUUUAGCUUAAAAAUGAGCAAUCAUUUGUACGAUGCUUAAAAUGGUUGGCUCAAAAUGCUUAAUUUCAAGUAUUCUUUAAUUUUACUGGAACAUAAGAGGCUGAGGGGCAACUUGAAGGCAUAGGCAGGCACAGUACUGUAGCAGUUAGCAUAAUGCUAUUACAGCACCAGUGACCCAGGUUCAAUUCCUGCCACUGUCUGUAAGGAGUUUGUACGUUCUCCCAGUGUCUGUGUGGGUUUCCUCUGGGUGCUCCAGUUUCCUCCCACAUUCCAAAGACGUACAGGUUAGGAAGUUGUGGACAUGGUAUGUUGGUGCUGGAAGUGUGGCAAAACUUGUGGGCUGCCCCCAGAACACUCUAUGCAAAAGAUGAAUCUCAUUGUGUGUUUUGAUGUACAUGUGAUUAAUAAAGAUAUCUUAAAAUAAGAGGCAUGUGUUUGGGGAUGUGGGCUGGAUUAUUGGGGUUGAUCUGCAGACUUGUACAGACUAGGGGAAGUUAAUAACUGCUCUUGUACCUUUUUCAUUUUCAAAAGAAACCUAGAUUUACCUGUGCUCCAUUUACAGUGCAACUUGGCUUCCUCCUAGCUGAGGCCUUUUAAUAAUCUACUACUUCCUAAUUUUAGUUUUGUUUUUAAAUAUGCCCCCACCAAGUCAGGUAUCAGAUGCUGCCAUUUGAGAAUUCCUCCAAAUAACACAUUCCUUAGCAGGUUUCUCUUGGUUAUGACUGCAACAAAAUGACGAUAAUCUCUGCACAUUUCAGGUCCAAGUAGCUUUACACCUGUUAUGAUAAAUAUUUAAUACAACUUUCCUCAUCUGGUACUCAAACUGUUUAGAUUUGUAGUUGAGGGUGGAUUUGAUUG